Geodia barretti is the source of this 4955-nucleotide messenger RNA. NCBI's taxonomy places the organism in Eukaryota, Metazoa, Porifera, Demospongiae, Tetractinellida, Geodiidae. The record is from the annotation of a GenBank genome assembly.
UUGAUGUUUUCCUGACUGUCUCACCAACAACUGAAGAACCUACUGACAGCACCAGCAACCCUUUGACGAAGGAUUCAUCUACGAGUGUCGGAAGUCCAAGAAUACCGUUGACUCUUUCCAGACUUUAUCUCGAAAGACAUGUCUUCCAGAUCGCCUUCUCCUGAGCCCAGUAGGCGAGACGAGUCCCAGGGAAGGAGAGAAUCAUCACCACGUGGCGACCGCGUGCAUCACCACGACGAAUCUGACCCCACCGCGACCUAUAGCACCUCCCGGCACAGCAGAACAAAGUACGCAGAGGGUUCCUCGCAUCACCACAAGACCCACGGCCGCCACAGAAAACACUCUGACUCCUCUUCCUCCUCACACUCGAGGAGACACUCAAGACAAUCUCACUCGCAGUCUAAAUCACCUCCAGCCACUUCUUCCAGUAGGCGACGGCAUGCGGGUAGAUCAAGGUCCAGAUCGCCUCAAGAGGAGGUGGCGGGCUCCAAUAGGAGAUCUUGCUCUAGAUCCAGGUCGGGUUCGCCACCAGGUCACAGCAGUAGGAGGACACACUCGAAGAGAUCUCGCUCCAAGUCGCCGGCAGUUUCAUUGUCUUCUUCGUCGUCUCAGCGAAGGCGAGAGCACGGGUCGCGGAGGUCUCACUCUCGCUCUAGAUCAAGAUCUCCCCCUUCUCGACACACGAGGGAGCAUUCCAGGAGGUCACGUUCAAGAUCUCACUCACCACCGGCGACGUCAGGGUACUGGAAAAAAUCCUGGGACAACCAGCAUCAUCGCGGGCGGCACUCUUCGUUGCGGGGGAGUAGAGGGUACAGAGGCCGCGGGGGCUACUACAAAGCGAGGGACCGAAUGUCCACUCCUGUGGUGUCCUCCACACCGAUCGCACCUGGGAACAAGGACUCGUCACAAUCCCCGCACCCUCUCUUUGCACUGCCUCUUGUCCACAGAGAACCCGACCCAAACGCAGAGAAACUGACUCCAGAAGCAAAGCUAGAGCGAGCGCUAGCUGCAGCACAGGCCGUGAGGAACAAAAUGCCUCAACCGUUAGUUUCCACGCUCUCUGCGACUCCUUCCACGGUAGCGGUGUCCAACAACCCACUGUUGAAGGCGCCGAUUCUCCCGCAAAAGAAGAAACUGGUGUGGAACAAGAAGGUGUCUAGUCCUAGUCAGUGGGAGGGGGUAUCGCUUGGGGAGGAAGGAGAAGGCAACAGCGAGGCUCAGGCAAAGUUCAGGCGACUCAUGGGGAUCGGUAAGGGGGCGUCUUCGUCGACUUCUCAACCGACUGAGUCACCACCGUCGGGACAGAAUGAGAUGAAGGAAAAGCAUGAGAAACUUCGGAGGGACUUGGAGCAGCAGUACGAGGCGUCUCGCUACAUGACUCACCUGGCAAAGGGCAGUGGGCUGGGCUUCGGGUUCAGUUCCAGCUCUUCCUAAUCCUAGACCAGGUCACUUGCCGUUUUUCCGCCGCCCUUUUGGAUUUUUCUGCCAAGCAUAUGUAAUCCACCCUGAAUCUGUGUUAUUCUGUGCGUGUUUGUAUGACUAUGAGUUGAGUUCAGAGCUUUAAUGUUUGACCUUUCAACCUCAACUGGUAUUUGGAGGACCACACCUCCAAAUUUAAAAUGUCACCCCAGUCGCGUUGCGUACAUAGUUUAUAUGGCACCGUAGCAGUGUAUAGCAGCAGCUUAGAGGCAGAGAAACGGAGGUGCAGACUCCAGACGAGAGAUGCCCACACAGUAAAAACCACUGCUCUGAGCGAGGCUUUGCGGCGCGGGGAUCGAGCCCCGGCAGAGACGAGCUGAACGUUGCACGAGGUGGUGUACUGAGGCCCGAGAGUGCGUGUGAUGGCCGUUGAUUCUGGAGAAAAGGAUAAGGAGUCUCUCUCUCUGACGCAGCAGUUGUUAGCGGCAGUAGACGAAGGAGACCUAGCGAAGGUCCGCAGACUAGCACAGACUCCCCAAAUAUCCAUCGUGGGAACAAACAAGCAUGGAGAGUCGUCCCUGCAUAUAGCAGCAGGCUAUGGUCGACUGAGUAUCGUCAAACUCCUACUGAAGUAUGGUGCAGCCAUUGACCUCCAAGACAAGCAAGGAGACAGUCCACUGUACUGGGCAGCACGGCACGGCCACCUCAAUGUGGUCCAGUUUCUCUAUGAGCAAGGAGCUACUCUGGACCUCCAAGACAAGUCAGGGGAGACGGCUCUACAUGUGAGUGCUCGCUACGGCCACCCGGAGGUCCUGGCAUUCCUCUGUCACUCUGGAGCCACUCUCAACAUACAGGACAAGGAUGGAGACACACCCCUGUUGUGCGGCUGUUGGCAUGGCUACAGGAGAGUCGUGGAGUGCCUCGCCCGGGCGGGGUGUCUCCUGCAAUUAGCCAACCACGAGGGAGAGACGGCACUCCACGUGGCGGCCGUGAGGGGAAACCACGGCAUCGUCCAGUUUCUUGUCGAAAACGGAGUCAACCUCAAUGCCACCGACAAUAAUGGCAGUUCUGCGCUCCACCUGGCCACGCGGAGGAACAACCUGGACAUAGUCCAAUACCUCAGUCAGAAAGGGGUUAAUGUCAACCUUCAAGACUGUAAUGGAGACACAGCGAUGCACGAUGCCUGCAGACAAGGUCAACUAUCUCUGUUCCACACGCUCUAUGCCGCCAACAGUGAUCUUAACGUGGCUAACACUAACGGAGCAACUCCUCUCCACCUGGCUGCCAAGUACGGCCACUCUGAGUUGGUGAGGUGCCUCUGCUCUGCGGGGUGCGACCUGGAGGCAGUCACGGAGCACGGGUUCACUGCCGACGAGGUGGCGGCUAACUCCGGACACGACACAGCUCGCAACUCUCAUCCACCACCUCAGACAGAUCUGAGGGAGUACUAUGUCACGGAGCUGGUCCAGAGCCAGUGCCCGCUGGACAGAGCCAAACUGCUGGUGUGCGGCGGGCCAGGGGUGGGCAAGACGGAACUCAUCAACUCACUCAAGUGCAACGUUCUCCGCAGCCUUUUCCGCCGACGAUCAAACUCCAACUUUCAGCAGAUGAUUCUCAGACGCACGCACGGGAUGUCGGUCCAACAGGCAACCGUCCCGAACGUCGGCCUCUUUAGCAUCUGGGAUUUCUCCGGGUUGAAGGAGUUUUACGUCGCCCACGAGAACUUUCUCGGCGGGUCAAACGGCGUGUUUCUACUGAUGUGCAGUCUGCGUGACUCUGUCGGGAAGCAGCUGGCGCAGAUGAGGUUCUGGCUGGCCAUGAUCAAGGCGAGGACCAGACCGGGGGAGAUCGCGACGAGACCGGUCGCCCGUCGUCCGUUUGUGGUCCUCGUGGGGAGCUUUGCGGACCAGGAGAACCCCAUGCAGGGUCGCGGGAGUCUGAACGACGACGACGAAGACGACGUGUUUGCUGUACCGCAUCCCCCCAGCGCGGGGUGCCCCCUGGAUAACGGGAGGAGCGUACUCGAGAAACUGUCGCAAGAGUUUGGGGAUAGCUUCGACUUUUCCAACACUGUUUUUGCCGUAGACUGUCGCCUCUCGCAGAGUGCAGAGAUGAGAUCGCUGCGCUCACUCCUCAAAUCUCUACACACCAACAUCAUAAAGGAGCAGCCGUUGGUUCCAAAGCUGGUGUACACGCUGUGUCAGAGUUUGCCUGGCUGGAGAAGAGAGCACGCGGACCUGCCCGCCCUCUCCUGGACCAAUUUCCACGCCAAGACUCGCGACCUCGUCAACCCUCUGGUGUCGGAGGGGGAGAUGAAGACAGUGGCCUCUGCUCUGCACGACAUGGGGGAGAUUGUCUUCAUUAAUGAGGGUCUCCUCACGAACCUGGUGAUCCUGGACCCCGCCUGGCUCGGGCGGGACAUCCUGGGCCCCGCCCUCACCCCCGAUAAGUCCCUCCGCCCCCACCUUAACGACAAAUCAGUCACCGGACGAGUCACCCUCUCUGACAUGCAGAGUCUCUACGGAGAAUUAGACUCGGUAUCAGUCGCUCGAAUCUUCCAACACUUUGAGCUGUGUUCCUGCAGCGAGGAGACGACGUACGAAUUUCCCUGCCUCAUGAGGAUGGAGCCGCUGUACGGACUGUGGGUGAAAGAUCCGAACUUUUCCAUCUAUGCCGGGCUGUAUUUGGAAUGCUGCGACACUACGGAUAUAUUCUCGCCAGGUCUCUUUCCCCGACUGCAGGUUCUUGCUAGGAAGGGGUUUGGGGACGACGUAAGCGAACGGGAGUUGACUCUCUGGACGGACGGCCUCAAGUGCUCGCAGGGAGACGCGGAGGCACUCGUGGAGAUGAAGGAGCCAAACAAGAGAAUUUCGAUCGCCGUCCGAGGUGGAAAGACGGCCGGACACGAGUGCCGGUCAAUGCUACAGCAGUUCUACAAACUGGUCUUGGACACGGUCCAGGCUUACAAUCCGGGGGCUCGUACGACCGUGAGUCUACUGAGCCCGAGACACCUCGGGGAGCACGUGAAAAACCCCGUCACCUACUCCGCAGUCCAGAUUUUCGAUGCAGAGAGAGAGGGAGAGAAGUUGAGGGACGAGGAGCAUGGCGCUCCGGAGGAGAGCGUUCUUGACGUUGUGUGCUGCGGUUGCGAAGAUCUCCUAAUCACGGCUCGUUCGGCUCCCUACACUCUCUGGAGAGACGUGUCUCAACAGUCUCGGGCUCAGGUGUGUCGGAUGCUCGAUCCGGACCACCCGUUUGGCCGGGACUGGUGUCUCCUGGCGCUCCAGCUCGGCCUGACGGAGGAAGUUGCCACCAUCGACCAAUCAAACGACGGACGCAGCUCCACGGACAAACUCCUCAGCACGUGGGACCGACUGGAGAAUGGUACCAUAGUGAAUAUCGUGGACGGUCUCAGGGGAAUAGGGAGAGGCGACGUGGCCAGCGUUGUCAUUAACGGAAUAUCACCAUUUUCGAAUCCUGACAGCUCUGUCGUCAUCAACUUACCCUGUGUCACUCUCACCUCUUAUGUUUGUUGA